GCCGCGCCCCGGAGGGGAGGGAGGAAGGCGCUGGGCUGUCUGGUGUCGCCAGCACCGUCCGCGCUCCCCCUGCCCAGCCGCGGCCAUGAAUAUGUAACUCCCUUCUAUUUCCCGAGCUCCAUUGCGGAGGCCGCCGCUCGCCAUAUUGUGCUGCUGGGGCUGCGGACUCACCGCCGGCGAGGGAGGGCGACCGGGAGCGAGCGGCGCAGCGAGACGCGGCGGCCUGAGGGGGAGCGGCGGGCGCCAUGUCUCAAGCCGUGCAGACCAACGGGACGCAGCCUUUAAGCAAAACCUGGGAGCUGAGCCUGUACGAGUUGCAGAGAACGCCGCAGGAAGCCAUCACUGAUGGCUUGGAAAUAGUGGUGUCACCCAGGAGCCUGCACAGUGAACUGAUGUGUCCCAUCUGUUUGGAUAUGUUGAAAAACACCAUGACGACAAAGGAGUGUCUGCAUCGCUUCUGCGCUGACUGCAUCAUUACAGCCCUCAGGAGUGGCAACAAAGAAUGUCCCACGUGUCGAAAAAAGCUGGUUUCAAAAAGGUCACUGAGACCAGAUCCCAAUUUUGAUGCUCUCAUCAGUAAAAUUUAUCCAAGCCGAGAUGAAUACGAAGCUCACCAGGAGAGAGUGCUAGCCAGGAUCAGCAAGCACAAUAACCAGCAAGCUUUAAGUCACAGCAUCGAGGAAGGAUUAAAGAUUCAGGCCAUGAACAGGUUACAGAGGGGCAAGAAACAGCAGAUUGAGAAUGGCAGUGGAGCAGAAGAUAAUGGAGACAGCUCACACUGCAGCAAUGCCUCAACACAUAGCAAUCAGGAAGCAGGGCCCAGUAAUAAGAGGACCAAAACCUCAGAUGAUUCUGGGCUGGAGCUGGACAAUACCACCACUACUGUGGCAAUAGACCCCGUAAUGGAUGGUGCCAGUGAAAUCGAGUUAGUCUUCAGGCCUCAUCCAACCCUCAUGGAGAACGAUGACAGUGCACAGACAAGAUACAUCAAGACCUCUGGCAAUGCCACUGUCGAUCACCUGUCCAAGUACUUGGCUGUGAGACUGGCGCUAGAGGAGCUUCGUAGCAAAGGAGAAUCCAACCAGAUGAACCUGGACACGGCCAGCGAGAAGCAGUACACCAUUUACAUUGCCACUGCCAACGGGCAGUUCACUGUGUUAAAUGGGUCAUUUUCCUUGGAACUAGUGAGUGAGAAGUACUGGAAAGUGAACAAACCCAUGGAACUGUACUAUGCACCGACAAAAGAACACAAAUAAGCUGUGCUGGGACCGACUCUUUUUAUAGUUCCAACUUCUUUAAUAUGAGAAGAGGGCACCGCCAUCAACUUCAUGGACAGCACUCGUGAUGCCUUCAGGUUCUCUCAGUAUACUCCUUAAGAUGAUUAGACAGUAUUCUGGGUUGUAUUUAAUUUAGUCUUUGGUUUGGGUUUUUGGUUUUUCCCUAGGAGACUAAAUGACCUUCUCCAGUGCAGUCCAGUGUCUGACAUGCUUUUUUGUUCCUAAUGCAUGAUUACUGAAGGAGUGUUCCAGUUUGGAAUGUCUUAAUUUUGUCCAGGUAAAUCUGGAUUUCAAAUACAUUUGACACAGUUAUAGUAGCCUCUGUGAAAUACCGAGCUUUGGAUGGCCCAGUAAGUCUUGUCAGUAGUAAUAUAUGCCAAGGAAUGUGUUAAAUGUUGUCAUUUGCUAAUGGUUAUCCAUGUAAAGGAAUGGGAGAGAAUUGAUUUCUGGGAGUCCUGCAGCUAAAGAGAAGAUUCAAAAGUCGUUUUCUUGCGGAGCUGUAGUGAGAAAACUGACACUUUAAACUGGGUUUAAUCCCUCAGUGCAAGGUGAGUCAGGAGAUUGGGUUACUUUUGAAUGAGUAUUAAAAAACACUCAUUAAAACUCCUCCAGUUAAAACCCCCCAAACAACCUAAACCCUUAACCCUUCCCUGUGUGGGCCGCACUGACUGUGCGGCCCACGGCCACCUCCCCUCUGGCCCCGGUGCAGUGUUAGCCUGUGCUCACCAGCUCCAUUGAAGAAAACCUUCUGGCAUUCUUGUAGCCAGCUCCCUCAGAUUUGUGUGGUGAAUGUACUGGAAUGUUCUGUGACAGGCCUGGAAUUGACUGGUUUUAAGCAAAUCCUUGGAAUCACAGUGUGUGGCUGUCAGGCAGCACUGACAGGCGCUACUUUAUGGGGCUUGCACAGCCUCAGCUGGGUGCCUCUGCAGGCUCCCCUGAGCAGAGAGGGCCCCAACCCCAAGCUGCCCCAACACUCACUUUUGCUUUUUCUUUUGCUAUAGCUUUAAACAAACAUGGCUUAGCACUUUGGAAGACAACUGUAGUACUUGACAAAGUUGACCAUUUAGUGUCUUAAAUUUAGGUUUGAGUUUUCAACCUUGGCAGUAGGCUGUGGUGUGAAGUGCAGUAGCUGCUGUUCGUUGGCACGUGAGACUCCCUUCCCCUCGUCCCAGCCUGGGGGCUGCUUUACCUCUUAUGGGAAACCAUGUUACCACAAGGCUUCCUUUGCUGCAGUACUUGCCCAUGAAGCCUUUUGCCCAUUUGCACUUGAAGCUAGAAGCAAAAAAUGUGGCUGCUAGGCAAGAAGUCAUCAAUUUUACACUGUGAACUGUCGCUUCUCCCUUGUUCUGCGGGCGCCAGGUGGGUUUUGGUGUGCAGUACAGAAGUGUUUGGGGCUCCCUGGGGAAGGUGGCACGUUCCGUUGCUGCUGCCCCUUGAGCUGAGCGCUUAUUGCUGUAUGUGUCUAUUCCUCAGAUCAGCUUUUAUCCCCAUGUGAAACCUGCACAGGUUCCACUGAGUAACUUCAUUAUUUCAUCUUCCUGGAAAGACUUGGGUUUCUGUGACGUGAAAUGAAGUGUUGAGGCCCCAGGGCACAGAGGGGGUGGUUUUAAAGGCAAUUCAUGACUCUGGUGAAAUGUUGCAUUGUAGAGACUAGUAGUGCAUGUCCAGUAACUAUCAUCUGGGGGGUGGGGGAGUGGGGAUUAUAAAUGCUUUAAAAUUUCUGGGGAAACUUCUAGGUUAGUUGCAGCAUCCCUUCCCGUUGUGAUAGCUAAGGAAACGUCCUGUCCCUUACGUAAGAGGUGUUUGUGAAGCUGAACAGUCUGUCUCGGAGCUGUCUGUCCCCAGUUCUUUAUGAAGCGUGGGAGAACGUGAAGCUUUUCUUUUCAUGGUGUAGUGAAUU
Colius striatus (speckled mousebird) is the source of this 3177-nucleotide messenger RNA. RefSeq names its product ring finger protein 2 (gene RNF2). Gene Ontology annotation, molecular function: chromatin binding; ubiquitin protein ligase activity. Lineage: Eukaryota; Metazoa; Chordata; Aves; Coliiformes; Coliidae. The record is from RefSeq and is a predicted model, not a curated record. Bases 246 to 1256 code for a protein of 336 amino acids. The transcript has 7 exons. Gene Ontology annotation, cellular component: ubiquitin ligase complex; PcG protein complex.